Messenger RNA from Closterium sp. NIES-67, 518 nucleotides. Lineage: Eukaryota; Viridiplantae; Streptophyta; Zygnematophyceae; Desmidiales; Closteriaceae. The record is from the annotation of a GenBank genome assembly.
AUCACGAUUGUUUUGGUUUGGGGAGAAGCAGCAAGCUGCAUUUGCCCAACUGAAGAUCGCCCUCACGUCAUCGCCUGUCCUUCGCAUCUCCGAGCCUGACCGUCCAUACGAAGUCAUCACCGACGCUAGUGAAAACCUCAUCGGCGCAGUUCUUCUAAACCCUGAUUUUGGCGACGGGUUACAGCCAGUUGCCUACGUAUCACGGAAGCUGAAGGGCUUAGAGAAGAAUUAUACAGUACACGACAAGGAAAUAUUGGCGAUCGUCCAUGCGUUCAAGACCUGGCGGUGCUACCUGACAGGCGCUGACGUCACCGUGCGAACCGACCACAAGUCCCUCGAGUUCCAGCGCGCCCAGCUGAAUCUCAACCCACGACAAAUCCGAUGGCUCGAUCUCCUCAAGUCAAAUUUCCACUACACUAUCUUCUACAAAUGGGGCGCCAACAACAUUGCUGAUGCCCUGACCCGACCCACUGCCCAUACAGGCAUUUAGGAGCCGACAAAACCAUGAAGAUGUUGCA